AUGACAACCAUUCAUAUUUUGCCAGAUUGGCAUGAAAAUGAACAGGCCAUGCCACAAGGGAAUGACAGUAUUCAUCAAGCACAAUUAUUUCAGUCGCAAGGCUGUGAUGUGAAUUUGUUAUUGGUGGAUUAUUUGACGCGUUUGCGUUCAAUGUUUCAUACUAAAAAUCUAGAUCAUGUGACAUAUUGGUCACUAUAUGAUGAUAUACAAGAGGUCGGUUUGACUGAUACUCGCGUGGUGGCUUUACAAGAUUUUAGCUGGCCAGAGACGGUUUAUUUUGUUGAAAUGCCCGACCAGAUUGUGGCAAUGCAAGAUGACAAGUUAUUUGCCAAAAUUCAAUUAGAUGGCGAUAAUUUAGGGCAAAUCGUAGCCAUUAUUUUUUAUGAAAAUGAUCAUCAAAAAACUUGUUUAGAUAUUGAUGAUCGCGGUUUUGUGUCUCGGACAACCUAUUUUGUUAAUGGUGAGAAAACUGCUGUUGAUUAUUUGACGCCUAGUGGUGAAGUUGCUAUGCAUGUUUCGCUACCAGAUCAGGCUGUGACAACAAAAGAGACGUGGUUCGGUGCCAAAAAAUUCGCCAAUACGGCAGUUUUAUUUCAAGCUAUUUUGAAACAAAAAAUCAGUAAGAUCAGUGAUGAAGCACCAUUAAUUGUAGCACAAACUGAUGUUAUCAAUCAGUUUUUGCUAGAAAACGACAUACAACAUGAUAUUAUUUACAGCGCCCAGGAAAGACGCGAAACGUCAAAGAUGACGCUACCUCAGUGCGUGAAAGCAGUCGUUACCGAUAAUGUGAGCACAACAAUGGUAAAUCAGCAUUAUAUUCCUACAUUUGCGACUAUUUUGUCAGAAGGAAAGUCUCAAGAAACCGCCAAUCUUGAUUAUUAUUGGGUGGCUGAUCAAACGAUUGCACAACAAUUGGCUGUCGUUUCUCAGUUCAUCACGAUAUUACGGGACAACGAACAUGCGCGCGUCAUUGUCGACACACCGGUUGCAUUAUCACAAGCGGUUACCAAUCUGAUCGAAACAAGUGAUCAAUCGACUGACAUAGAUGAUGAGUUGUUGGACAAUAAUGGUUUGUCAGAUGAACUUAAAAUGGCUGGCAACCAGCCCGCAACGAUAAAAACAGUCGCGGAGCGCUUUAUCAUAAACAUCGCGCCUACUGAGGAAAAGCAGCAACGAGCGAUUGAAAAAGUCCGUGUGUUGGUUGAUUUAAACACACAACCAAACGCCUACCUACAAACUUUGGCCUUAUCAGCCCUGAUUCCACAAAUAAAUGCUGUUAAAACACCAUUCGUGUUGGCAAAUCAAAAUGGUUUCAUUAUUGAUGAUGUCAAUGAACUGAGCGCUAAGAUUCAGUUUUAUCAACAUAAUAUCAAUGAUUGGGCAUUUGCUAAAAAUGAAGCAUUCAAGCAUUCUGAGAAUUACUACGAUACAGUGCUUUGGUCCAAAUGGCAGCGGGUGUUUGAUCAAGUAAAGCCACUGGGGGAAUAG
Messenger RNA from Teleopsis dalmanni, 1488 nucleotides. Its product is annotated as accessory Sec system protein Asp1-like. The coding region runs from base 1 to 1488 and encodes 495 amino acids. The record is from RefSeq and is a predicted model, not a curated record. The transcript has a single exon. Lineage: Eukaryota; Metazoa; Arthropoda; Insecta; Diptera; Diopsidae. Gene Ontology annotation, biological process: protein transport.